UGUGGAUGGCUCACUGGGAUCAGCCUCUGCCUGCCUGUCCGUGGGGGCUGCCAGGGAAGUCCAGGGCAGCUCAUUCUUCAGGUGUUGCCACCAGAGGGCUCUGGCUGUUGCUAAGGGAGAGGGGUUUACACUGCAGUGGGGAGCAAUCCUCCAAAAUGGCCCCUUUGAUUCUGCUCUUUUUCUAGCAUUUGGCUCAGAGUUGCUGUUACUGGGAGGGUCUGAAGAGUCUGGGGGGAAUCGGGGUGUGACAUGGACUGAAGCCCCUUCUGUAACCUCCCCCGUCACCUCUCUCGCCCCAACAGGCUGAAGAAUCGUGUCCACAUUUCACUCCAGAUUGGCCCAUCUUCCCAGAGACAGGGAAGGGAAAUGGCUGUGAUGGAGCCAGCUCAGAUGCCGGUGACCUUCAAGGAGGUGGCUGUGUAUUUCACCCAGGGGCAGGGGGCUCUGCUGGACCCUGCUCAGAGAGCCCUCUACAGGGACGUCAUGCAGGAGAACUACGAGACGGUGACCUCACUGGGAUUUUCCCUUCCCAAACCUGAGCUGAUCUCCCGCCUGGAACGAGGGGAAGAGCCGUGGGUCCCGGAUCUCCAGGUCUGUGAGGAAAGAGAGUGCCUGAGAGGUGAUCGCACAGGUGCUGAGCGAGGGAGUGAGAAUGAGAAGGGGAAUCAUCAUCAGGAAGUUGCUGGGAAAGUGGAACCACAGGGAACCUUCAUGAAAAGAGCUGAAGGGAAUUUUUCCCAGUGCUGGGAAGAGGGAGAAACCUGUGGAAAUUGGCACAGGUCAAAGAAGCUGCAGGGAAAUCACCCAAAAGUGGAUGAAUCAAAUUCCAAGGAAGACAAACGCUAUGAAUGCCUCGGUUAUGGGGAAGGAUUCAUUGUGAGAUCACAGCUUGUUACACAUCAGACAAUCCAUACUAGAGAGAAACCCCUUCAGUGCUUGGACAGUGGACAAAACUUCAAUAAUCACUCAGACCUGAAUAACCAUGAGAGAAGCCACACAGGAAAGAAACCCUAUCAAUGCCUUGAGUGUGGGAAAUGGUUCAUGUGGAAGUCAGAACUAAUUAGACAUCAGCUAAGCCACACAGAAGAGAGACCACAUAAGUGCUUCGAGUGUGGGAAAAGUUUCAUACAGAGGUCUGACCUUCUUAAACAUCAGGCAAUCCACACAGGAGAUAGACCCCAUAAACCUUUUUAA
Molecule: messenger RNA, 1194 nt
Organism: Chelonoidis abingdonii (Abingdon island giant tortoise)
Lineage: Eukaryota; Metazoa; Chordata; Testudines; Testudinidae
Source: RefSeq, a predicted model, not a curated record